Messenger RNA from Trichomonas vaginalis G3, 1872 nucleotides. Its product is annotated as leucine-rich repeat, isoform f-related family. The transcript has a single exon. The coding region runs from base 1 to 1872 and encodes 623 amino acids. NCBI's taxonomy places the organism in Eukaryota, Parabasalia, Trichomonadida, Trichomonadidae. Gene Ontology annotation, biological process: regulation of Arp2/3 complex-mediated actin nucleation; cell migration. Gene Ontology annotation, cellular component: plasma membrane; lamellipodium. The record is from RefSeq and is a predicted model, not a curated record.
AUGCAACAAGUUCUCCAAGAUUAUGAAAUAGAUGAAGAACUUGAAUAUAUGAAGUCAUACCAUUCUCUUGCAUUUGAAAAAGUAAAUAUUAUUCUUGGGAAAGCAAAGACAUCUUCCUCAAUGUUUUUGUUUAUUUCAGAUUUUAACGUUGCACUCUUUAACAAAAAGUUUUUUUCCAAGAAGCUUCGAUUAGAAUUUUCAUCGUUAUGGACAGAAGUUCAAGAAAUUAGAUAUAAUUCAGGAGAUAAUCAAUAUUUGUCAUUUAAAGCGAAAUCAAAUUCUUUUCGGGUUGUUUCAAAGAAUACAAAAGAAAUAGCUGAUUUAAUAAUGAAGUUCAACAAAUCUGUGUGGGGAAAUCAAGAUGCGCCAACUCCAAGGCUUUAUUAUCCCAAAGAGUACGAAAUACCUGAAUACACUAAGUCCAUACCAAUCCAUCUAAAAUAUGAAUUGUUCCAAAAAGGUAUUCAAUUACCAAACAGACAAAUUUCAUCAUUGGCCAAAUUUUUCGCAUCAAAACCAACAGAAUUCAAGUUCGAUCACUUCUACUGGCUUAUCCAAUACAUUCCAAAUGUCAUGAAGAUCAUAAAUUGGGAGCCUUCCAUUAAAAAAAUCAUUAUUCCGUUGGACGUUUGUCCUCUUGGCGCAACAUUGAUGCAAAACAUCAUGAAGAAGAAUAAGACAAUUCAGGAGAUCUCAUUUUCGAACGGAACUAUUACUAAUUUGCCAGAAUUACUUCAAACUAUCGAUAGAAACCAAGAAAGCAAGAUUAAAGGUCUUCAUUUUACCGGCAUUACUUUUACAUCGAAAGAUUUACACGCUCUCGAUAAUUUUAUAAGGAAUUACAAAUUAGAUUUUUUAACUUUGAAUUUGGCAUUCGAUCAUUCACUUUCCUUGAACUUUACAGAAGACUCUCUUAAAAUAGAGAACUUUGGAUACCUCCAAACCCUUGUUUUGGAUAAUACUCCCGGUUUAAAUCUUCAAAGAAUAUUUUUGAGGAUGAAAAACCUCAAAUUCCUCUCAAUUGUUAACUGCGGAAUUGAAAUAAACGAAAUCAUCCGUCUUUUCCAGGUCGUAAAGGGCUCAAUUGAAAGAAUCAACGCAUCUUACAAUAAAUGCACAGUUCCGAUCAGAUUCAAGAAGAACAAGUUGAUAAAAACCAACACAAAGUACUUAAACAUAUCAAAUAUCAACUGGUCCGAAAAAGAUUUGGUUCAAAUUUGGAAUUUCUUUUCAAUACAAGAAGGAAUCACUUUAGAUUUGAGCUCCGCAACACUAAGUGACGGAUCCUUUGAUAAUUUCGUAAAACAAGCUGUAAAUGUCGAUUCUAAAAUUUCUGAACUAUAUUGGAACGACAACAUAUCAACUGGAGUUACGGAUAUUAUCAAGCAUUGUCCAAACCUCUCAGUUUUGUCAAUUGCAAGAGUUUUCGGCGAAGAUGAUCCCGAAAUUAAUAAAAUUUGCAAAUUUAUCAAGAAAACAGAGACACUCAAGAAGCUCAAUAUAUCAGGAUCAAGAAGAAAGUUCAUUGGCAAGAAUAUGCCGAUAAUUUUCGGAGCAAUUCAAGAAAAUUCUUCAAUUACUAAUUUAGACAUCAGAAAGAACCACGCUGGUGAAUCAUUCCCAACAGAUGUGAUCAACUGCUUCAUGAAGAACGAAGCUGUCGAAAUUUUGGCGAUUGAAGGAAAUGAAAUCACAGAUACCGAGAAAUACAAAGAAAUUUUCACCCAACUUCAAGAGAGAAAGAAACCGUUACUUAUCGUUUGGCCGCAAAAGGAAAUUGACGGAAUUGCUUUGUCUACAGGAACAGAACAGGACGAACUUGACCAAUUGAUGGAUUUACACGCUAGACUCGCAAAUAUUGGCCAGAUUUAG